Molecule: messenger RNA, 2311 nt
Organism: Tripterygium wilfordii
Lineage: Eukaryota; Viridiplantae; Streptophyta; Magnoliopsida; Celastrales; Celastraceae
Product: granule-bound starch synthase 1, chloroplastic/amyloplastic-like
Exons: 14
Coding region: 179-1984 (601 amino acids)
Molecular function (GO): alpha-1,4-glucan glucosyltransferase (UDP-glucose donor) activity
Source: RefSeq, a predicted model, not a curated record
CAAUAAUCCACUCAAUAGAUGCCACGUGGCUUGACAUGUAUACCAACUCGACCACUACAAAUGCGGCGUCUUUAGUCGUCAUUCGUUGCGAGCAGAACAGAGCAGUGCAGCAACUUGCUUUGGACCUCUGUCUCUGUUUACUGCUUGGGCUGUUUGCUGAGUUCUUUCAGUAGUGAAAAUGGCAACAGUAACGGCCUCACACUUUGCAUCAAGAAUUUCACAUGUCAACCCUGCCGGAUCAGAAACUAGACUAAAUGUGGCUCAGACGGGAUUGAAGAACCAGACCAUGACCCACAGUGGUUUAAGGUCCUUGAACAUGGUGGAUAGGCUGCAAAUUAGAACUCAAGCAAAAGCCCUUGCCAGAGAAGCCAGGUCAAACAAGAUUGUUUGCAGCCAUGGAAUGAACUUGGUUUUUGUGGGAGCCGAGGUUGGUCCCUGGAGUAAAACUGGUGGACUUGGUGAUGUUCUUGGAGGACUUCCCCCAGCAAUGGCUGCUAGAGGACACAGAGUCAUGACAGUGUCUCCUCGUUAUGACCAGUACAAAGAUGCAUGGGACACAAGUGUUCUGGUAGAGAUUAAAGUUGGGGAUAAAGUUGAAACUGUUAGAUUCUUCCACUGUUACAAACGAGGUGUCGAUCGCGUCUUUGUGGAUCACCCAAUGUUCCUUGAGAAGGUAUCUGGCAAAACUGGAUCCAAAGUUUAUGGACCUGUGGCAGGAACUGAUUAUCAGGAUAAUCAACUUCGAUUUAGUUUGUUGUGCCAGGCUGCUCUUGAGGCACCAAGGGUUCUGAUUUUAAACAGUAGCAAACAUUUCUCAGGACCAUAUGGAGAGGAUAUAGUCUUCAUUGCCAAUGACUGGCACACUGCUCUUCUGCCGUGUUACCUGAAGACCAUGUACAAACCUAUGGGUAUUUACAAAAGUGCUAAGGUUGCCUUUUGCAUCCACAACAUUGCAUAUCAGGGCAGAUUUGCCUACUCAGACUUCUCGCUUCUCAAUUUGCCUAGUGAAUUCAGGAGUUCUUUCGACUUUAUAGACGGGUAUGAAAAGCCUGUGAAGGGAGCGAAAAUCAAUUGGAUGAAGGCUGGAGUGCUAGAAUCGGAUAGGGUCCUAACUGUGAGCCCAUACUAUGCUCAGGAACUUGUUUCGGGAGUAGAAAAGGGCGUUGAAUUGGAUAACAUCAUUCGUAAAACUGGCAUCACUGGUAUUGUAAAUGGCAUGGAUGUUCAAGAGUGGAACCCUGCCACAGACAAAUACAUUGAUGUCAGAUACAAUGCCACAACUGUUAUGGUUGCAAAACCUUUGCUGAAGGAAGCCCUUCAGGCAUAUGUUGGUUUGCCCGUUGACAGGAACAUCCCCUUGUUUGGCUUUAUUGGUAGACUAGAAGAGCAGAAAGGUUCAGAUAUUCUAGCUGCAGCUAUUCCAAAAUUCAUUGGAGAGAAUGUUCAGAUAGUAAUUCUUGGAACUGGCAAGAAGGGCAUGGAAAAGCAGAUACAACAGCUGGAGACAUUGUUCCCUGGCAAAGCUGUAGGAGUAGCAAAGUUCAAUGUCCCCUUGGCCCACAUGAUUAUAGCUGGAGCUGAUUUCAUGUUGAUCCCUAGUAGAUUCGAACCAUGUGGUCUAAUUCAGUUACAUGCCAUGCGAUAUGGAACAAUCCCCGUCGUUGCCUCAACCGGUGGUCUCGUUGACACUGUCAAAGAAGGUUACACAGGAUUCCAAAUGGGAGCCUUCAACGUUGAAUGUGAUGCAGUUGAUCCAUUAGACGUGAUUAAAAUAGCAAAAACUGUCGUUAGAGCUCUUGCAAUAUAUGGCACUGCUGCCAUGAAAGAAAUGAUCCAGAAUGGCAUGGCCCAAGAGCUUUCCUGGAAGGGACCAGCCAGAUUGUGGGAAAAGAUUCUGUUGAGCCUGGAGGUUGCUGGUAGUGAAGCCGGUGUUGAAGGGGAGGAAGUCGCUCCUCUUGCUAAGGAAAAUGUAGCAACUCCCUAAGCAAGAGACGUACGUAGUGCUCAUUUCAGCUUCCAAUGAUGACCUGAAGUGCAGAAAUUGAUACAUUUGGUUUAAGCAUCUGUAUCUGCUCUGUUCUUGGUACUUGCUUGUGAUCUUUGAUGCCUGGAGGAGAACACAGCUUUUAGUGGUCAGUGAUGUGUCUCUUCAAGGGUAAGUGUGAAUAUAUAUCAGAACAAACAACUAUUUUUGUUAUUGUAGGUGACAUAAUAACAUUUUGCACUCUUUUAGUAUAAAUCAUGUAUAGUCCAUGAAGAUUCAUAAAAAUGUCUUAUUUUCAAUUCUAUCUUCUGCCUCUGAUUAUGGCUA